AUAGCUCUCGCGCAUGACGUGCCAACCAUAUGGCACUGGCAGCAGAGCUGGUACCCCCUUUGCUGGGUAGAGAUGCCACUCUCGCCUCCUUUUGGAUAGAGGACUGCAGGAGGCUGGAGCACCUCAAGGAGCCACGUCCCAGUCCCAGAAGAUGCUGGGAACAAUGAAAUAGGAAUUCCUGCGGUCCGCCCGAAGCCACCAUGUUGACGCGACUUUUCAGCGAGCCCAGCCUGGUCCCCGAGGUCCCGAAAUUCGCCGGUUGGGCCGAGGAGUGCGAGGAGGAUGCGCGGAGCGAGAAGGAAGAACGGGCAGGGAAGGGCUGCGCCCCCCCCGAGGAACCGCCCGAGGGGUCGCUGGGGGAAAGCAAAGAGGAAGGGGAGUUAGGAGGGGACGAGGAGGAGGAGGAGGAGGAGGAGGAAGGCCUGGAGGAAGCGGAGGGUGAACGACCCAAGAAGCGGGGUCCCAAAAAACGCAAGAUGACCAAGGCGCGGCUGGAACGGUCCAAGCUGCGGCGGCAGAAGGCGAACGCCCGGGAGCGGAACCGAAUGCACGACCUGAACGCGGCCCUGGACAACCUGCGCAAAGUGGUUCCUUGUUACUCCAAAACCCAAAAGCUCUCCAAAAUCGAGACCCUUCGCUUGGCCAAGAACUACAUCUGGGCUCUCUCCGAGAUCCUGCGCUCGGGCAAGCGGCCCGACCUGGUCUCCUACGUGCAGACUCUGUGCAAGGGGCUCUCGCAGCCCACCACCAACCUGGUGGCCGGUUGCCUCCAGCUCAAUUCCCGCAAUUUCCUCACGGAGCAAGGCCAAGAAGGGGGCCGUUUUCACGGUCCCAACGCUUCCUUCGCCGUUCACCCUUACCCGUACCCCUGCUCGCGGCUGGCCGCGGCGCAGUGCCCACCCGCCGCCGGGCCCGGUGCCCACGGGUUGAGGACACACAGCUACUGCUCGUCCGCCUACGAGAGCAUCUACGGCAACGCCUCCCCCGAUUACAACAGCUCGGAGUACGACGGGGGGCUCAGCCCCCCCCUCUGCAUCAACGGCAACUUCUCCCUCAAGCAGGACUCUUCUUCCCCCGACCACGACAAAAGCUACCACUACUCUAUGCACUACUCGGCGCUGCCCGGUUCCCGCCCCACCGGCCACAACCUGGUCUUCGGCUCGGCGGGGGUACGCGGGGGGGUCCACUCCGAGAACAUCUUCCCCUACGACAUGCACCUCCCGCAUGAGCGGGGCCCCAUGUACGAGGAGCUCAACGCCUUCUUCCACAACUGACCCCCCCUUACCCUCCCCCCAUCAUCGCCACCCCCACCCUCGGACCCCCCUCCCCCCCUACCCAUCCCCGAGGCGCGGGGAGACGGGG
Messenger RNA from Dryobates pubescens (Downy woodpecker), 1362 nucleotides. It is a transcript of the gene NEUROD2, whose product is annotated as neuronal differentiation 2. Lineage: Eukaryota; Metazoa; Chordata; Aves; Piciformes; Picidae. The record is from RefSeq and is a predicted model, not a curated record. The transcript is spliced from 2 exons. Gene Ontology annotation, biological process: regulation of DNA-templated transcription; nervous system development. The coding region runs from base 201 to 1274 and encodes 357 amino acids. Gene Ontology annotation, molecular function: protein dimerization activity.